Messenger RNA from Gopherus evgoodei (Goodes thornscrub tortoise), 3436 nucleotides. RefSeq names its product synapse differentiation inducing 1 like (gene SYNDIG1L). The transcript is spliced from 7 exons. Bases 759 to 1466 code for a protein of 235 amino acids. NCBI's taxonomy places the organism in Eukaryota, Metazoa, Chordata, Testudines, Testudinidae. Gene Ontology annotation, cellular component: membrane; intracellular membrane-bounded organelle. The record is from RefSeq and is a predicted model, not a curated record.
UUAGUGCCCACAGAAAAAGGAAAAUGGAAUCAAUAAAAAAGAAAGUUCCAAGUUGGGGUGAAAUGUCUCAGCCUCCAGCCUGUGGCCAGAUAAUCUUGAACCACCACUUCAGAGGGCAGCCUGGGAUGAGCUGGGAUCAAUUCCAAUCUGCUUGAGACUUCAGCCAGACCACCUUGAUCUCUGAUCUUGUCAGGUCUCAUCAGAUAAACCAGUCUGGAUGAAAGGAGCUCCCAGUUUGCUGCAGGAAGUGCUAUUGUUUAGUAGAGGGGAGGAGAGAGCGGGCAGGAGAAUUGUCCGGACAACAUAUCUGAAGUGGCAAGAGUUAAAAAGCACUAGGAGAGGUGAAUCCAGCUGUCUCUGAAGCUCUCAAGGAAAGGGCUGGACGCUGCAGAGAGAUGUCUCUGGGGAGCACGAGUUCACUGAUGGUUACCUGCAAGGCCAGGUUUGGAGUAGCAGGGUCCUGAAGAGUUUGCUGACAAGACAAACAAGCUGGUGUGUCAGGGAGCUGUCACACAUCUUUGCAGUAGCAAAACUCUUGCUGAGGCUGAGAGCAGAACACGGUGUUGUGGAAGUGAGUCUCUAGGUGGUGGUGAAUGAAAAGAGUGCAGUGACUUCAUGGACCAGCUCAGGAAAUGUUUUCUACGUCUACUGAAUCUGAAUCUGUACUGCCUGUGAGAGGCAUAAAUGUUCAGCAGCCAUGUUCUGCCAGAGCAGCUAGGUUACCCUCCUGUUAGCUUCUCCAGGCCAUUUUUAGCAGAAUGGAAAGUCUGAGUGAGCUUCAGAACCCACUGCUGGCCAAGAGCAGCAGGCAUCUUCACGGUAGCUACUCCUACCAUCAGCAUCACCCUAGUCAUUGCUGCCAGGGGAAACUUUACAUCUUUCAAAACACUGGCAGUGCCAGGACUCACCAGCUGCUGGAUGCCAGUUCUCUGCAGCUGGCCGUUGAAGCAUUGUAUGGUCCCAGCUUCAUCCUGGUGAAGGAUGAGACCAGUCUCAAGGCCAAGGACAACAAAGGGGAGAGCUGCGAGACGACCUUCAUGGAAAACAAAGAGGCCCCCUCUGAGCCUGAAGAUGGGCGAGAAAAACAAGGGCCAUGCCAGAUGGAGAGUGACAUCAGAAUCCAAACAGUGUCCUAUGAGGUGGAGGAGGAGGAAUUCCAGGAGUGUGAGAGUGACUCCUCGAGUGACAGUGAAAGUGAGGAUCAUUUCCUGAUGCUGCCCCCACGAGACCACCUGGGCCUGGCCAUUUUUUCAAUGCUCUGCUGCUUCUGGCCCCUGGGAAUCGCUGCCUUCUACUUCUCCCAUAGGACCAGUAAGGCUGUCUCCAAGGGGGACUUCCACAUGGCAAGUUCAGCCUCCCGGCGGGCCCUCUUCCUUGCUGCGCUCUCCAUCACCAUCGGCACAGGGGUCUAUGUUGGUGUGAUUGUAGCACUGAUUGCUUAUCUAUCCAAAAGUGGCCAUGUAUAGCAGAGACCUUCACGCCAAAGCUCAGCACUCUGCACCCAAAGGCCAAUGCUAGUGGGAUUCACGCUUUUGUAUGGAGCAUAGGACACAACACUUGCAAGGGCUGCUGAGCAGCUCCAUGAGUGGAGGGAUCCAGGCUUGGAUGCGCUGUACAGGGUCUUUCCCUUUUACAUGAACAGUAGACUCCAUUCUCCUUUACACCUUGGACAGCUGGCUAACAACAUCUUGCUAGUAAAGAACUCCGCACAGGCUGAGAGUCCUGGAUUCUGAGGCUGGGAGGAGCAUGUUUCACUUAAGGAAGAAUGUGGAAGAGAUCUUUUUAGUUCAUCGGCAGGGCCUGGUGCAGCCACUUAUAGUUUUCAAAACAACAUGUUCAUGUUCUAGUCCUGCACUGUGAAUCCCACCACCUAGUAUAUCAUAGCCCUGGUCUGAUUUUGAGGCACAUGGGGAAGAGAGGACAGGGGGCAAUUAGUUCAUUGCUUGCUCUUCCUUUUAGGAGAGUGGGUUCACAGGCUGAUUGCAACAGAGAUUGGUCAGGGCUCCUGGUGUGGGGAAAACACUUCAGUUUUAGUGCCACAGGCUGGCAACUGUCCCUUUAAUUGCCAUAAACUAGGAGGACACAGUGCAGCCCUAAAUAAAGAGAGAGCUCUGGGACUCAGUCUGCAGAACCUCAGCUAUCAGCUCUACCACCAGGCUUUACCCUAGUCUCAUUUACCAAGCCAUGGCUCAGCCCUUGGUGAUUCAGACCUAGCUCUGGAGUCAUACAUCCAUUCUAAACAAGACAACGAAAGGUCAUUGGGGUUGGUAAUUGUGUGUCAUCAUUUCACAUGUAGAAGCUGGUUGGGAAAAGCCUCACAAGUCUUGUGUAUUAUCGUCGUCACAGUAGCACCUAGUGGCCCAACUGUUGUGCUAGGUUCUAUAAAGACACACAGUAAGAACUCUGGCUCCAAAGAACAUACAGUCUGUCUCAGGAGCCAGAACAGACAAAGGCCGUGUGUGAAAUGGAGGCACUGAGAGCUGACAGGGUCACUGAGAUCAGGGGCCUCAGGGGCCACAGAACCCUAGGCUGGAGUGCUAGGCCCUAGGCUACGUACCUCACCUUUAGCUUUAGCAGUGAGCAAUGAAACACUCCAGGUACUGCCAUUUAGGCCAACACCCAGAAGAAAAUAUCCUGUUCUGCCCCCAGUGCAUCUUCUUCCGGGUAAAUAACAACCCCCUCUACUGGAACUGGCCUGAUCCCAUUAAGGCUGGUCACAGACAAAUAAGGAGAUCAACAAAAAAAACCUCUUAACUCAGCUUUGUGUAUAACCUCCUGCCAAAAAUACUGUUUGUCACUGGACAAAAACCAGAGAAGGAGAAAAUAUAUGUUCCAGGGUUGGAGACUGAAUGACAAGCGAUGGAGACAAAACCCCAGGUGGGGAGCAGGAAGAAGUGUCUGUGUAAGGCUCUGUGCUGGAGAGGACCCACACUGGAAAUGCCAGUGCCACUUAGCCCUGCUUACAGCCUAUUACUUGUAUGUAUAGUGCCAGUAACACGCUAAGUGCUUCACAGACGGAUGUGGAGGCACCGUCUUUGCCCCAAAAAGCUUACAGUAAAGAGACACUUUCUGCUUCAAACUGAGCUCCACUUUGUGCCUCAGACGCCACAUCUUAAACCCUCCUCACCUUGGCCAGUCCUCCCUGCACUUCUUUCCUGGCCUCCCCACACCUCACCAUGAUGGGGUGUAGGCAGGCUCCCAACUCACCCCUCCUCCCUGUGGCUUCUGUGCACACUAUAGCACAUUCUGUAAGAAACUCAGCAUGUUCCUUGAUCCGUGUAUUGUUCAUAUGUACAUUUCAUUCUAAAACAGCAUGUUAAUAUCUGACAUUUCUGUUGUACUUGAGCCAUAAAAGAAGAAAACAUACAAGAGAAGAGACCUGUUCAGAAGCUUCUCUGAAGAUCCCAUUAUGUUUUAUAAGAUGAAAGAGUUAAUA